Messenger RNA from Spea bombifrons (plains spadefoot toad), 937 nucleotides. It is a transcript of the gene EEF1AKMT4, whose product is annotated as EEF1A lysine methyltransferase 4. The transcript is spliced from 3 exons. Bases 96 to 821 code for a protein of 241 amino acids. The record is from RefSeq and is a predicted model, not a curated record. NCBI's taxonomy places the organism in Eukaryota, Metazoa, Chordata, Amphibia, Anura, Pelobatidae. Gene Ontology annotation, molecular function: S-adenosylmethionine-dependent methyltransferase activity.
GUAUUGGCCACUGGCAGCCAAAAGCCCCGCCUUUACGGAAGUGUACGUGCCGCCUGCCGGAGAGAUGUUCCUGUAGCACCAGCCGGAAGUUGCACAUGUCCAGCAUGUACAAGGAGCCGGUAUAUUGGGAUAACCGCUAUGAGGCGGAACGAGCUGUGCCCGGGGGAUAUGACUGGUUUGGGACUUACCGGGAUUUCGCAGAGUUGGUCAGGCGAGAGAUUAGACCCGGGACCCGAGGGCUAGUACUCGGAUGUGGCAACAGCUCGCUUAGCGUGGACCUGCACAAGGAAGGGGUAAGCCCUGUCGUUAGCAUUGAUUACUCUCCGGUAUGCAUCACGGAGAUGGCACGUAAACACGCUGGGAUUCCUGACAUGAGGUGGCUGGUGAUGGAUGCUCGGCAGCUUACGUUUCCAGAUGGAAGUUUCGAUCUGGUCAUUGAGAAAGGGACGCUGGAUGCCAUGAUGGUCGGGGAAAGAGACCCUUGGAGAGUUAGCCCUGACACUAUUUCUCUGGUAGAUCAAGUGCUUAGUGAGGUUAGUCGAGUGCUUUCUCCAACCGGAUGCUUCAUCUCAAUCACUUUCUCCGCUCCCCAUUUUCGCACACGUCAUUAUGCACAGCCUGCAUAUGGCUGGUCUGUCUCAUGUGAUACAUAUGGCAGGGACUUCCACUAUUUCCUGUACACCAUGCGCAAGGGGCGGGAACUGACAACCUUUGACCUUGAGAGGGGGCGGAGUCUCCAUGCACCACCUAUUCUCCCAGAGACACUACCAACACUUGCUGAGAAUGAUGACGAGGAGUUCCUGAAAAAUAUCCAGAUCUGAAAGGGAUGGCAAUCGGGGCAAGAUCCAGCCGGAAAUGUCAGCCUUGAGAGAGUAUUUAAAUGAACAAUUAAGAGUCUUCAGAUACGUCCCCCUUUUAAUAGAUCAUCAUAAUUACA